Molecule: messenger RNA, 999 nt
Organism: Elephantulus edwardii (Cape elephant shrew)
Lineage: Eukaryota; Metazoa; Chordata; Mammalia; Macroscelidea; Macroscelididae
Gene: GPBAR1
Product: G protein-coupled bile acid receptor 1
Exons: 1
Coding region: 1-999 (332 amino acids)
Biological process (GO): G protein-coupled receptor signaling pathway
Cellular component (GO): membrane
Molecular function (GO): G protein-coupled bile acid receptor activity
Source: RefSeq, a predicted model, not a curated record
AUGACACCUAACAGCACUGGGGAGGUGACCAGUCCCUUUCCUGUGGGGACCCUGGGGCUCUCCUUGGUCCUGGCAAGCCUCAUCGUCUCUGCCAACCUGCUCCUGGCUCUGGGCAUUGCCCGAGACCGUCGCCUACGCAGCCCACCCGCCGGCUGCUUCUUCCUGAGCCUGCUGUCAGCUGGGCUUCUCACAGGCCUGGCACUGCCCACGCUGCCAGGGCUAUGGAGCCAGAGCAGCCGGGGGUACUGGCCUUGUGUCCUCCUCUACCUAGCCCCCAACUUCUCCUUCCUCUCCCUGCUCGCCAACCUCCUACUGGUGCAUGGGGAACGCUACAUGGCAGUGCUGUGUCCCCUCCGGCCACUAGGGAGCACCCGGCUGGCCCUGCUCCUCACAUGGGCUGGGCCACUGCUCUUUGCCAGCCUGCCAGCUCUGGGGUGGAACCACUGGGCCCCGGGAGCUAACUGCAGCUCCCAAGCCAUCUUCCCAGCCCCCUACCUCUACCUUGAAAUCUAUGGGGUCCUGUUGCCUGCUGUGGGCGCUGCUGCCCUCCUCUCUGCCCGAGUACUAGUCAUCGCCCACCGCCAGCUGCAGGACAUCCGCCGCCUGGAGAGGGCAGUGUGCCGUUGUGCACCGUCGGCCCUGGCCCGGGCCCUCACCUGGAGGCAGGCCAGGGCACAGGUGGGGGCCACGCUGCUCUUUGGCCUGUGCUGGGGGCCCUACGUGGCCACCUUGCUGCUCUCAGUCCUGGCCUAUGAGCAGCGCCCUCCGUUGGGGCCUGGAACUCUACUGUCUCUCAUCUCACUGGGCAGUGCCAGCGCGGCAGCUGUGCCUGUGGCCAUGGGGCUGGGGGACCAGCGCUACACAGCCCCCUGGAGGGCAGCUGCCCAAAGGUGGUUGCGAGGGCUUCGGAAAAGAGGUUCCCGGGGCAGUGCCCACCCCAGCAUUGCCUACCACACCAGCAGCCAGAGCAGUGUUGACUUGGACUUGAACUUGAACUAG